UGUAUGGAUUUUAUCGAUCUGGUUUUGGGAGACUAGUUUCUCUCUCAUUGAGCUGAUGUCAAAACCCUAGAAAACCAGAGACGAUGGAACCACCGCCACCGCCACCAGCAGCACCGCCACUCUCCCAAAACCCGCCAUUAUCGCCGCCGCAAAUCAUCGAAACAAUCACCGCUGUGCUCACCUCCGACAAAGCUUCUUCUUCGUCGCUGAAGUCACUCACCCCAUUCAUCUCCUACCUCACCCCUCCUCUAAUCCUCUCCCUGCUCUCCUCCAAAACCCUAGCCUGUCGCCCCAACAACCUCCUCUCCUUCUUCAUUUGGUCCCAGAAGCACAUCCCAACUUUCUCUCUCAACACCCACUCCCUCCCUUCUCUCCUCACCGUCCUCUCCUCCCUCUUCGCCCACAACAAGUUCUCCGACGCCAAAUCGCUUCUCCUCAACUUCAUCUCUGCCGAUCGCCGCCACGAUCUCCACCGCUCUCUCCUCCACCCUACUCGCUCCCUCCCCAGACCCUCCAAGGCCCUUCUUGACACUGCAAUUGGGGCUUAUGUUCAAUUAGGCCACCCUCAUCUUGGUCUCCAAAUUUUUAAGAAGAUGAAACGGCUUCGAUUGCAGCCCAAUCUCCUCACUUGCAAUACACUCCUCAAUUCUUUGGUAAAGUACCCGUCCUCCCAUCCGGUUUUGCUUUGUAGAGAAAUAUUCAAUGAUGUGAUUAAACUUGGUGUUUUGCCAAAUGCUAACAUGUUUAAUAUAUUGAUAAAUGGGUAUUGCUUGGAAAAUAAGUUUAAGGAUGCUCUGGAUUUGUUGAACCUAAUGGAUGAAUAUGAUUGUUCUCCUGAUAAUGUGACUUAUAAUACCAUAUUGGAUGCACUUUGUAAGAAGGGUCGCUUGAAUGAGGUUCGGGAUUUGUUAACGGAUAUGAAAAAUAGAGGGUUGUUGCCUAAUAGGAACACAUAUAAUAUUCUGGUUUAUGGGUAUUGUAAAAUGGGGUGGUUGAAGGAAGCUGCUACGGUGAUCGAGUUGAUGACGCAAAACAAUUUGUUGCCUGAUGUUUGGACUUAUAAUAUGCUGAUUAAUGGUUUGUGUAACGAAGGAAGGAUUAAAGAGGCUUUUCGGCUUCGGGAUGAGAUGGAGAACUUGAAGUUGUUACCUAAUGUGGUUACUUACAACACAUUGAUAAAUGGGUGUCUUGAGUGGAAAAGUAGUUCAGAAGCAUUCAAGCUGCUGGAUGAAAUGAAGGAAAAAGGAGUGGAACUGAAUGCAGUCACGCAUAAUAUAAUUGUUAAGUGGCAUUGUAAAGAAGGGAAGAUGGAUGAAGCAAGUGAUACUGUUUGGCAGAUGCAAGAAAGUGGGUUUUCCCCGGAUUGUGUUACAUACAACACUUUGAUAAAUGGGUAUUGUAGAGCCGGGAACUUAGGUGCAGCCUUAAAGACGAUGCAUGACAUGGGUGGAAAAGGUUUGAAGAUGGAUAAUGUAACCCUUAAUACCAUUCUUCACACUCUCUGCAGGGAAAGGAAGAUUGAUGAGGCCUAUGAGUUACUUACUAGUGGGAGCAAGCGAGGUUAUAUUGUUGAUGAAGUAAGCUAUGGCACUUUGAUUGUGGGAUACUUCAAGGAUGAAAAUGUGGAUAAAGCCAUGAAGCUUUGGAGCGAGAUGAAGGAUAAGGAUAUCAUUCCUAGUAUCGUCACGUACAACUCUAUUAUUGGGGGGCUUUGCAAAUUGGGCAAAAUGGAGCAAGCAAUAACUAAGCUGAACGAACUUUUAGAGAAUGGGUUAGUUCCCGAUGAAACCACAUACAACUCAAUUAUUCAUGGGUACUGCUGGGAGGGUAAUGUUGAGAAAGCAUUCCAGUUUCACAAUAAAAUGGUCGAGAAUUCAUUUAAGCCUGAUAUCUUUACAUGUAAUAUUCUUCUUUGCGGGCUUUGCAGAGAAGGGAUGCUCGAAAAAGCUCUUAAGCUCUUCAACACAUGGAUCUCAAAAGGGAAAUCAAUUGAUGCAGUGACCUAUAACACAUUGAUAAUGGCCCUAUGCAAAGAAGGGAGGCUUGAAGAUGCUUUGGAACUUGUUGCAGAGAUGGAAGUGAAGAAACUAGGGCCUGAUCAUUAUACAUAUAAUGCAAUUCUUGGUGUGCUUACUGAUGCCGGGAGGAUCGAGGAAGCAGAGGAGUUGAUGGCAAAAAUGAUUGAGACAGGUAACUCAUGUGACCUUUUCUUACAAAUGGAUAAGGGGCAAGAUGUAGUUACCAUUGGAACUACUGACAAGUUAGAUUUAAGCUCUAUAGCUUAUUCAGAACAGAUUGAUAAGCUGUGUACUGAAGGGAGAUACAAGGAUGCAAUGCGUAUUUUUGGUGAAUUGACGCAGAAGGGUAUUGCUGUAAAUAAAUCUACCUAUAUUACUUUAAUGAAUGGACUCGUCAAGAGGAGAAAACCAAUAUCAAAGGGAGCAUGAUUAUAGGAACUGCAUCCUUCGGUACUCUCCUUGAUAGUGUCGAGUGGGUGGCUUCAUUGCAUGUGUCACAUGGACCUAAAAGCAAAUCAACCAAUCAGGGAAUCCGGAUAUGGAGAAAUUUUGAGGUCACAUUCUCAGUUUUGCAUGCUGAAGGAAUGUACAUUUCUUGUGGGAGUUGAUUAAAUACUUUGAUGGAGGAGAUUGUGCUUCUUGGGAUGGAGACUUUUGAUCUUGAAGACCUUGUUUUCUGUGUUUAAAACUAUGAUGGAGAUGAGAAACCCCCCCGUUCGGACAUGACUUGAUGCCUAGUUCGAUAGUUCAUAUAGGUGAUUCAUUCUUGUCAUGGCCAGGAUGAUUCUUACCAAUAUGUUGCUGGAGUCGUUUUUGUGCUGUUGAAAACAUGAGGAAGGUGAUGAAAAGAGUGAAGGAUUGCUACAAGAGAAUUGAGACUUGGCUACACAAGCCAAGAGACCAGUGUUUUAAAAAGCGCGCCUAGGCGAGCGCCUAAGCUCAAGGCGAGGCGAGGCGAGCCGUGCCGUAGCUCUGCGCCUCAUGUAUGGCGAGGCGAAGCGACAUAAAAGAGGCACAGACGAGGCGACGAGGCGCGCGCUUUAUGAUGAAGCUCGAGGCAUGCGCUUCGCAUUUCUUCCACUCCAACAGCCCAUCUGUUUUCUGUGUGGAUACCCACAUGGGAUGACAUCUCAUUUACAUUAUAAAAUGAUCCAAACGUGGGUCAAAAGAGCAGAAACAUUAAAAAAAGCCCUAGUGGAGAAGAAGAAGAAGAAGAAGAAGAAGAAGAAGAAGAAGAAGACAAAGGCGCGACGUCACGAAGAGUACACAACACGCCAAUAUACGCAGUGUCCAGGGCUCAAAGUUCGACUCCACCCGGAUUUUCAGUGCCAUCCAGACAACCACCUCCUGGGUUUUCUACAUGUGAGAGAACAAACCAGGUUGUUAAUGCCACCUCUGGGAUUCAUUUGGUUAAGAUGACUUCUUUGCCAAACAAUCAAUAUUGUGCACCGUCAACAGAAAAUAUUAACACUUGCGAUUUUGAUUUUAUGGAUCCUGCCAUAUUGGCUGUUCGAGGGGAUAAAGCAACAUAUGGGUUGGAUAACUCAGGCUUAGAAAUGAGGCCAACUUCUACACCACAGCUGACCUAUGAAGAUGAGGCAAGGCUUUGGAUCUUGAUGCAACAAUCUGCAUCUGCACAUCAGGACCCAAAAUUUUCUUCGAUCUUCAUGCAAGACCGCUCAUUCGCGCAUCAAGAACUGAGAUUUUCUGGUCACAUGGGUUUUCUCCCAUGGGUGAUACUUACAGUAUUUCUUCUAGGCUUAUGGAUCAACACCAGACCUAUGAUCCAUCUCCUUUGACGCAGUUGUCACAGCAGAAAUAUGGAAACGGACAACUUUCAAAUUGCUAUUGGUCUGGUCUGGAUGCGUUCAGACUUGGGAGUGAAGUGAGCAUGACAGAAAUUCAGAGAAAUGAGAUAUUAGGAUUGAACAAGUUAUUCCCUGGGUAUGGGGAUUUAAUGUCGCAGACGCCCAGCUCAGGUGAUGUAUACAAUAAGGUAUAUAGGCUGUAACUCUUAUAUUCUCGUGUAAAAAAUGAAACUCAGCCUUGUCAGCUUUCGUGGCAUCCUAGUUUCAACAAGGGCUGAAAUAUUUCUGGCUAUCAAGACCCCUCUGGUGUUGUAGGAUUGGUCUCUAAACCAUUUUAUUGCAAAGGAGGUGAAGGAUCUUAUUACACUGCUUAAUCUUGUGGUGGUCCAGUUGAAGCUGGCUGGCGGCAAACUUUCUGUCCAUUCUGUUUUCGGGAUUUGUUCAACUCUGGUAAAAAUGAUUACAAAUCUUCAGCAAAAGAUUCUGAUUGUAGACUUUGAUGGACCUUGUUGAGGAUCAUUCUGCAAUAUUGCACUAUAUCUCUGAAUUCUUGCAGGGCAGGAGUGAUUAUACCAGAAGCCUGACUUCUAAUAUUAGAAUCUGAUUGUGAAUGCCUAUGGCUGCUUUAGGGCAUUUUCACAUACCUCAUUAUAGGAUUGGAAGUCUUGGUUGGGUAAUUACUACUGUUUGAUGCUCCGGUUGGUGGGUGCUUUUUGGUUGAGAUACAGGUUUUGCCCCUCUUGUUAAAAAGAUUUUAGGCCCAUGGAAUUUGAAAUACACUCUACUUAAUUCUACACAUAGUAGUGUAGGUCUUUCAUCACGGGUAAGAAAAGUGAAUGGUUUGAGCUGCAAAAGAACUACGAAAAAAAUUGUUCUUUCUUAUGGUAAUGAAAUUAGCCAUUGUUUGGAAUCAUAUUAUUCUAGUGAGUCCUGUGUCAGUUAUGUUGUGGAAAUUGCAAUAUAAUGGCAUGUUUGAUUGGAA
Messenger RNA from Camellia sinensis, 4808 nucleotides. RefSeq names its product Pentatricopeptide repeat (PPR) superfamily protein. The record is from RefSeq and is a predicted model, not a curated record. NCBI's taxonomy places the organism in Eukaryota, Viridiplantae, Streptophyta, Magnoliopsida, Ericales, Theaceae. Gene Ontology annotation, molecular function: protein binding. Gene Ontology annotation, biological process: mitochondria-nucleus signaling pathway; chloroplast-nucleus signaling pathway. Gene Ontology annotation, cellular component: chloroplast.